Fusarium fujikuroi IMI 58289 is the source of this 996-nucleotide messenger RNA. Its product is annotated as QUTG-like quinic acid utilization family protein. The transcript has 5 exons. Gene Ontology annotation, biological process: signal transduction; inositol metabolic process; phosphatidylinositol phosphate biosynthetic process. Gene Ontology annotation, molecular function: inositol monophosphate 1-phosphatase activity. The coding region runs from base 1 to 996 and encodes 331 amino acids. NCBI's taxonomy places the organism in Eukaryota, Fungi, Ascomycota, Sordariomycetes, Hypocreales, Nectriaceae. The record is from RefSeq and is a predicted model, not a curated record.
AUGGAGCAGCACGAGUUGGACGAUAUUUACGCUUUUGCCGUGCAGCUCGGCAAGGAUGCCGGUGACAUGCUCAUGGCCGCUGCUCAGCGCCGCAUCGAUGGGAAUGGGCAGUCUUCGAGUGCCGUUUCGUAUGUUGAGAAAGAGAACUCGGUAGAUAUCGUGACAAAGACAGACAAUGAUGUUGAGAACUUUAUUCGCACAACUGUUCUCAGUAAAUAUCCCGAUCAUGGAUUCCUUGGAGAAGAGUCCUACUCUGCUGGUGCUUCACGAACAUACCUCGUUGACGACAAGCCAACAUGGGUAGUUGAUCCUCUCGAUGGCACCGUCAACUUCACACAUCUCUUCCCCAUGUUCUGCGUAUCGAUCGCUCUAGUCGUCAAAGGUGUUCCAGUCAUUGGCGUCAUCAAUGCCCCAUUUCUCCGCCAAUUCUUCUCAUCAUGCACAGGCCGAGGCGCAUGGCUCAACGAGACACAGCGACUACCAUUGAUUCGAAACCCGAUCCCUCCGAUGCCUGCUAAUGCGCCUAGCGCUUGUACGUUUUCUUGUGAAUGGGGCAAGGACCGUCGCGAUAUUCCAGACGGCAACAUGUCACGAAAGAUCGAGUCUUUUGUGAAUAUGGCUUCGGAGAGAAAUGGGAGGGGAGGAAAGGGUGGUAUGGUCCAUGGCAUGCGAAGCUUGGGCAGUGCGACUUUGGAUCUUGCUUACACUGCUAUGGGUUCUUUUGAUAUCUGGUGGGAGGGUGGAUGCUGGGAAUGGGACGUCGCGGCCGGUUUCGCGAUUCUAGAAGAGGCUGGUGGUCUUGUAACAACUGCCAACCCUCCCAGCGACCCAGAGACUGCCGACAUUACAAGGGCACAUCUUGGAGGCCGGCUGUAUCUAGCUAUACGUCCCGCCGGAUCGUCAGCAACAGAAACAGGACGGCAGACACAAGAACGAACUGUGAGAGAGGUAUGGAAACGUGUCCGAGAAUUAGAUUACAAGCGCCCAGGCGUAUAA